This is a messenger RNA of Rhinolophus ferrumequinum (greater horseshoe bat), 2201 nucleotides long. RefSeq names its product family with sequence similarity 53 member B (gene FAM53B). Gene Ontology annotation, biological process: positive regulation of canonical Wnt signaling pathway; protein import into nucleus. The coding region runs from base 56 to 1336 and encodes 426 amino acids. Gene Ontology annotation, cellular component: nucleus. Lineage: Eukaryota; Metazoa; Chordata; Mammalia; Chiroptera; Rhinolophidae. The record is from RefSeq and is a predicted model, not a curated record. The transcript is spliced from 4 exons.
AACGAGAUGGCUCGUGCCCACCCUGGGCCAGAGCCCAACGCCUGAGGUCCUUACCAUGGUGAUGAUCCUAAGGAAAAGCCUCAGCAACCAGGGCCCUGACUCCAUCGCACGCAAGACCUUCAACUCUGAGCUGCACACGCCAAAGAAGAUGAGUCACGGACCGACACUUUUCUCUUGUGGAAUUAUGGAAAAUGACAGAUGGCGAGACCUGGACAGGAAAUGCCCUCUUCAGAUUGACCAGCCGAGUGCCAGCAUCUGGGAAUGCCUGCCUGAGAAGUGUCAGGACGGUGCUCUGUGGCACCGGGAGGCAGCGACUGCCUGCGCGGUCACCAACCUGAUCAAAGACCUCAGCCUCAGCGACCACAAUGGGAACCCCUCCGCGCCCCCCAGCAAGCGCCAGUGCCGGUCGUUGUCCUUUUCCGAUGAAAUGUCCAGCUGCCGGACAUCAUGGAGGCCCUUGGGGUCCAAAGUCUGGACUCCGGUGGAAAAGCGACGAUGCUAUAGCGGGGGCAGCGUCCAGCGCUACUCCAGCGGCUUUGGCACCAUGCAGAGAAGCUCCAGCUUCAGCCUCCCCUCCCGGGCCAAUGUGCUCUCCUCCCCCUACGACCCGGCGGGAUUUCACCACCGGUUUGGAGGCCCGCCCUGCCAAGGGGUGCCUGGCUCGGCCACCUGUGGACAGGCAGGCGACAUUUGGAGCCCCGACCUGAAUCCCGUAGGAGGGGGCCGGCUUGACAUGCAGCGGUCGCUCUCCUGCUCGCACGAGCAGUUUUCCUUCGCGGAGUACUGUGCGCCCUCAGCCAGCAGCACCCCUGCCUCAACGCCAGAGCUGGCCAGGCGCUCCAGUGGGCUCUCCCGCAGCCGCUCCCAGCCGUGUGUCCUUAACGACAAGAAGGUCGGUGUUAAACGGCGACGCCCUGAAGAGGUGCAGGAACAGAGGCCUUCCCUAGACCUCGCCAAGAUGGCACAGAACUGUCAGACCUUCAGCAGCCUCAGCUGUCUGAGCGCAGGGAUGGAGGACUGCGGCCCCCACAGCCCCUUCACCCUCCACGUCAGCAGCACCAGGUCCUGGACGGCACUGCUGUCGGCCUCAGCCUCCGGCCCCGGGGGCCGGACCCCCGCCGGGACGCCAGUCCCUGAGCCUCUUCCCGCGUCCUUCGAUGACCCCCUGGCCUGCAAGGAGGAGCUGUGCUGUGAGGACUCGGAUGGCUGUGCCCCCGACGAGGUCUGCGGCAGGAAUGGGGAGCAGGCCAUGGCCUGGCGGGACCGCGGGGCUCCCGGGAACAGCCCUUGCUCCCUGGAUGGCGAAUUGGACAUUGAACAGAUAGAGAACAACUGAGGGGGCCUCGGCCCCUGGUCAGGGGUGGGGUGCAUUAGGAUCAACAGCUCCCUCUAGGCACUAGGUGGGCACUUGAAGGGGGGAGCCCCACUCCUGGGCCUGACAGAAGCUUCCCGGAAGGCGUCGGGUCCCAGGGAGCGAGCCCACCCCUCCCCGAGAGGCUGUCCAGGCUGCGGGGGGCCUCGGCCGCUCCCCAGCACAGCGGCCGCGGUUCCCAGAACUGCUGGAGCCGCUGCCGCUGCUCGGUUUGGGUCUGUCUCCCCGCUUCCCUCGGGGGAUGUUAGCCACGAGCAUCCAGUCACCCCGCUGGGCAGUCUCACGGCUCCGCUCUGCAUGCUCUCAGGGGGCCUGGGCUCAGGUCCAUCCAGUGGUGGCACGGCCGUUCUUGGCCUCCUGCUCAGGUUCAGUUUUGGGGAGUCGGCCCCACAGUUUCUUUCACUCAGUUUAAUUCUGUGCCUUCUCUCCCAGGUCUCCCUGCUUCAGGCUUGGGAAGGUUCAGGAGAUGCUUCCUUCUGUAGUAACACCAGAACCAUUUGGCCUUAAUUCCAAGUGUGACAGACAGAGGCCCAGGGUGUGGGGUGGCCCUCCACGUCUGAACUCGCAGAGCCCAGAGAACAACUUGGGGUAGGCCAUCUUUGUUGGGUAGACGUUUGGUGGAUCUCUUGGCUGAAAAGAUAGACCCACUUACUUCUCCCGUGCAUGGAGAGCCUGACCCCGUGGCUCUGCCACUCUGGGGGCCGCUUUGGCAGCGUUGGCAGAUGGCAGCCAUUCUCUGUGGCUGACCUGCCACUGAGUGAUGAGUUAGUUGGAUUCAGGGGAGUGGAGAGAUGUCACCAUGAAAGGGCAGAACCUCUCAGGAGGUCCU